AUGACAGUUUCCUACAGUCUCGAGGUGGCCAGUGUGAGGUUUGCCGGCUUCUCCAGGCUCCUGUUCAGGUGGAAGGGAAGCAUCUACAGGCUGCUCUACAAGGAGUUCCUGGUGUUUUGUGUCAUUUAUCUGUUUUUCAGUGUGUUUUACAGGUUUCUCCUCACGCGGAGGCAGCAGGAUCUGUUUGAGCGCAUCGCACUUUACUGCGACCAGUUCACUAACACCAACUACAUCCCUGUUUUGUUUGUACUCGGUUUCUAUGUGACCUUGGCCUUUAAUAGGUGGUGGGGUCAGUACACCAGCUUCCCACUGCCUGACAAUCUGAUGAUGGUGGUGUCUGGGAACGUCCACGGCACCGAUGAGAGGGGCCGUCUGCUGAGACGAACCCUCAUGAGAUACGCCAACUUAUCUUCUGUCCUUAUUCUCCGCUCCAUUAGCACAAGAGUUCACAGGCGGUUCCCAACUUUGGACCACAUUGUGGAGGCUGGAUUUAUGACCAUAGAAGAGCUGAAAAAGUAUGAGUCACUGCACUCUGAUUUCAACAAAUACUGGAUGCCUCUGACGUGGUUUUCAAACCUGGCGUCCAGAGCGAGAGAGGAGGGCCGAGUGAGGGAUGACAUAGCUCUGAGGCUGCUGAUGGAUGAGCUCAAUAACUACAGAUCUAAGUGCAGCCUGCUGUUCCACUACGACUGGAUAAGCAUCCCUCUGGUCUACACUCAGGUAGUAACUAUUGCAGUUUACUCGUUUUUUGGCUUCUGUGUGAUCGGCCGACAAUUCCUGAACCCCGAGAAAGGUUACAAGGAUCACAAACUGGACUUGUACAUCCCUGUUUUCACCCUGCUGCAGUUCUUCUUCUACGCCGGCUGGCUCAAGGUGGGAGAGCUGAUCAUCAAUCCAUUUGGCGAGGAUGACGAUGACUUUGAAACCAACCAGCUGAUUGACAGAAACAUUCAGGUGUCGAUGCUGGCUGUGGAUGACAUGUACCAGAAUCUGGCUCCAAUAGCAAAGGACAAACACUGGACACAGAGACACUUCUCCAUCCCUUACACUCUGUCGACAGCAGCAGAGGCCCUCAGGCCAGCAUUCAAAGGUUCCACCUAUGACAUGAGGAUGAGUGCUGAAGAUCUUGAGAUUCACCGGCCUGGAGGCGAUCUUCUGAACAAACAGUAUUUGCACCUUCAGAGCUCUGUGAGUGACGGGCUCAACAGCCUUCUGCAGUGGGGUAAAGGCCUCGUGCGCGGUGGGAGCCUCCCUUCUCUCAAGGACGUCUCAUCAAUCCCAAAUGAGGCAGAAGGGACUGAUGAAGGUGCCAGAGAUGCUACCAAUCACAAUGAACAAGAAAAGGCACUAAUUAAAGUUGUAGUUGAACACAACUAA
Archocentrus centrarchus (flier cichlid) is the source of this 1377-nucleotide messenger RNA. RefSeq names its product bestrophin 4 (gene best4). Gene Ontology annotation, molecular function: chloride channel activity. The transcript is spliced from 9 exons. The coding region runs from base 1 to 1377 and encodes 458 amino acids. Lineage: Eukaryota; Metazoa; Chordata; Actinopteri; Cichliformes; Cichlidae. The record is from RefSeq and is a predicted model, not a curated record.